Triplophysa rosa is the source of this 3596-nucleotide messenger RNA. RefSeq names its product LRAT domain containing 1 (gene lratd1). The transcript is spliced from 2 exons. NCBI's taxonomy places the organism in Eukaryota, Metazoa, Chordata, Actinopteri, Cypriniformes, Nemacheilidae. The coding region runs from base 165 to 947 and encodes 260 amino acids. The record is from RefSeq and is a predicted model, not a curated record.
AGGAAACGCUUUGGGGAGGUCGUGCGCGAGGGGUAACGCGUUUGUGUGGAGACCUUGCGGGAUACACACAGCACGAGCACCGAUGGAGCGAAAGGACAAUUAGCUAUAGUCCUGGGGAAAUACGCAGAAGCAGUAUUCCAUGUCUCUCCUUUGCCCUGUUAUUGAUGGGAAACCAACUGGACCGGAUCACACACCUGAACUACAGAGAGCUACCCACCGGGGAUCCAUCCGGAAUCGAGAAGGACGAGUUGCGUGUUGGCGUGGCAUAUUUCUUUUCAGAUGAGGAGGAAGAACUGGACGAUAGAUCCCAGACGGAUAGCUUUAAAGACAACAACAGUCCGAGCAAAGACGGUCCGGUAGUGCUCAAUGAGAUCGAGUACUCGGCGUUCUGCUGCCAGGAAUGUAUCUACUCCAAACUGCGAGAGAACGAGGACCUGAAUGUUUAUUCGGUGAAAACUUUAUUAACCAUGUGCAAACCCGGAGAUCUAUUGGAGUUAGUGGCCAACGCGCAAGCCCCGCACUGGGCGAUAUUUGAAGCUGAGGACCAGGUUAUACACCUGUACAAGGGGGAGAUCCGCAAAGACAGCUUGUUUGAGAUCAGCUGCGGUCGGCAGGGCAGGAUAGUAAACAAUCGGUACCGGUACCGGCCGCUGCCCGCCGAUUUGGUGAUGCAAAACGCGAGUGGGCACAUGGGGCUCAGCAGCGGCGAGAUUUGCUGGACGAACUCGGAAAGUUUCGCUGCCUGGUGCCGUUUCGGCAAACGGGAGCUUAAAGCGGGCGGGGAGGCGCACUCGGUGGAGCAGCGUUACUUUCUGAAGGUGCACCUGUCCGAAAGCACCGUGCACACGCUCAUGUUCCGCAGCCUCGAGGAGAUGAUGCGAGAGAGACGGCGGGUGGACGCCAGUGGGAUUCUGACGGAGCUGUCGUUGGUGAACGGAAAGGAAUGAGGGGGAUUUCGUAGUAUCGUCGUGGACCGAAUGGGACUCUGCAUGCCUUAUACAAGGGCAUCGUACCUUUAUGUCAAGACUUUAAGAGGGCUGUGCGUAUUUGUGUGAAAAUGUGGAACAUUUUGGCAAAGACAACGCCCCGUCUGGGUAUGGCGUGAGAACCGACCGUCCCACUUAAGUCAUCCUGUACCUUUUAAAGGAAAAAGAUUAAAAAUAACAAUAAGGUGAGCCCUCACCACAGAUCGCCCGUGACCGCUCCACUGAAUUCGCACCCGAGCCCUAUAGACCUUGGUGCGCGCUGCGGCACAUUUUGCAUAAGGAGCCAGGAUGCAUUAAAUGUAUUGUCUUUUACUGAAUUCCAGAGCUUUAAUAAUAAACGCGAGCCGUGGAGCUCCGUUAUUGAGCAUCUGUCCAGCUGAAUUAGUUGAAAACCGAUCCAAACACUCUCUCCAAACCUCUACUGGCGGCAACACGCGAGCCAUUGUUUUCAUUCUGUUACCAACAAACGCGGCAAACAUGCUUUUGUUUUUGAAAUCCAUAUUUUUGUAUUUCAGUUAGUACCUUCAAAAAUUGUUUUUAUUGAAAUAAACGUAGAUUGCCCUAUGAAAAUCUUUGUUUUGGUCUCUAGCUCUCUCUAUUGUUUUGCCUGCGUAAAAUGCCAGAAGCCAGCACGUGCUUGGAAAGCCAGCCUCAUGCAAGUUCCUAAAUGAUGCAUUAUGAUUCACGUAUUAACUCACUGUGCUGUCCACAGUAUCGACCAUUCCCUUUUUUCAUUCGGGGGGAUUUAUUUAUGCCAGCAGGGAGGUCAUUUGUUAACAUUGGUGCAUUAGCAUGCCCUAUGGGGAGUUGUUGAUGCAUGGAGACACGGUGCUUUUGUCCCUGGCUAUUGUUGAUGGUCAUUGGUGCUUUCUAACCUUGAUUGUUUGGAGACAUUUGGGGUGAAAGUCGUGAUGGUUGAAAAACCUGCUGUGUCAGAGACAUUUCAUUUUAUGUAUAUAUAGCACAUAUCCAAUUUGUAUCUGCACUGCUUGUGGUCCAAAAAUCAUACAUCCAAAUGAACUGCAGUCUAUAUUAUAUUAUAUUUUUUUGGCUGCAAGGUUUGCAUUAGGCAACGGGAGAGCUGUGUGUGUCUGUGCGCAUAGACACUCUCCGGCACCAGUAAAUAUGGUCAUGCUCUGUUUGUAUUCCUAUUAGGGGCUGUAGACUGCAGCUGGGAUCAGUUAUGCUUCAUGUUCAAUGGGGCUUGAUUGGCCCGCAUUUCCGUGUGGCUGGACCCUUUACAGAGCUCCUGCUUGCCAACAAUAACAAGUAAUUCUGAAAAUCACUUUACACCUAAAGAAAGGCUGUUCAUGUUUAGGUUUGUGCUUUAUUAGAACUGCAGGUUAAAUGUGUGUUGUAAAGCACAGUGUAAUUACCAGCUGUGGGGUUCUACACAUUGAAGCUCAUUUUUAAUAUUCUGCCUAAACUGGUGAAAUUGAACAAAAUGUGACAUAUUUUUGACAUUCUGAAAAAAGAACCUCAUUUUGUAAUCUGUGCAGUUUGUAUUUGUAUUCAUUUCAUAUACAUCACACACAUCUCUUUUUCUUUGUGAUGUAUGUGUGGGGACCCCCCCCUUGGGGACCAAUUCGACAAAAUUGUCCUAUGUGGACAUCUGGGAUGUUAUCUUUUUUUAAAAUAAAUUUGACUAUACAUUUUUGAUUUGAUUAUAAAAAUGCACAGAGUUUUGUUAGCAUUCAUCUUUAUUAAUUGUAAUUAGAUGCAUACAAUAAUGUUUGAUGGUAUGUCACCAUUUAGUUUGUAAAUUUCUAGUAAGUGUGUGUGUGUGUGUGUUUAUCUAUAAUGAGUCCUCAUCAUACACAACAUGUUGUGUCAGGUGUGCCAGUCUGAGCCGUUAAUAUGAAAAGUGGAUGAAAGCAAACAAGUGGAGCAGGUUUCUAAGGGCAUGGGAAAGAUUGCACACCAACUGUCAGAUGUGUUCCAUUGAAGUUACAGGUUUGGUCUUGUUAGUGUGCGCUUUGACACGGUACUGACAAGUGCUGUUGAGAAAUACCAGACUUUCACACAAAUUUAUUGUCCUGGUCCGUAACACGUCAUCACCAUUCCAUCUCCGCCACAUUGAAUCUCUAAGUUCAUCAAAACAUUUUUGGUACCCUCUUCCUGGACAUUUCUCUCAUUUGUAAAGAAAUGCAUAGUUACCACUAGCACUACCAUGCAUCUGUGAAAAAUACAAUCUGUUACCUGUACUGGUUUCUAUUUGCAAUGAGAUUUUAGGAUAGUAGGCCAGCAGGCUAUAUGUGGAGAAUGAGGCCAAAAAGGAAAGCGCAAUGGGAGUAGAUGUUGCCAUCAUAAAAUGAGGAGAAAAUCUUUAGCCUGAACAAAGUCUGUCUCUCACUGGUAUGUCAUAUGUGUACCUCCCGUGUCUUGGUGUAUGUGUUUUUGUCACACUUCAUAACCUGUUACUGGGGAAACCUAAGCCAGUCAUUUAGAUGUGCCUACUGAAUAUCGUUUUACUCGAAGCCUGGGGAGAGAAUGAAUGGAUAUCCAACCUCUUUAACGGAGAGCUUGUUGUUUUUUGUGUUGAUUAAACCACUAAGAAUAACACAUUUGCUGCUGCUGCUAUACUGUGGGAGAAUUACGCGUAGCAUCUGU